CUUUAGAUGUAGGAGUAAGCACAAUCUUAAAGGAGCGAUACUUCUAGCGAUCAAUCCGUCAGUCGUCGAAAUCGCCACGGUCGUGGUACCCACGGGGCGUACGUGAAGAUUCCAGAAAUGGGAAGAUUACAUACCACCCAUUUUUCACCGCAAAAUUUGAGACACCACUACAGAUUCGCUUUUUGACACGAUCAUGCCACCUGGACGUCCCACCAGCUGCCAGUUAAGCCUGAAGUCCUUAUAAAUUCACCACCAUUGUUCAGCACAGCUUCAAACAUAGCAAGCUAGAACAGCAAGCGCUCCCCAAUAAGCUCUAGAUUCUUCCAGGCUCAUCCCAAUUCAUUCUUGAGCAAUUAUCUGAUUUCUGUAGAAUUCAUAAUGGCUAGCACUGUUGCAGCGAGAGGCAUCCCUCUGCCUACGGCACUGUCUUCGCUCACCCCUUCUUCUGAUUCCAGGCUCCGAGGAAGUCACAAUGCCUCGAGCCGGCUCUCACGCUGCAUUGUAGUCCGAGCAUCACAGCAGCAGCAGAAUGCUGGCGACUUGCUGGAAAAGACCAAGAAGAAGAUCACCCGAGAAAGUGUGGAGAAGCAUCAGGAAGGGACCAAGUCGGAGCGCCCAGAAAACAUCCCACUCUCGAUUCCCCAAUCCCAGGCUCAGAGUCCCGACUGGAGCUACCCGCGACCCGAGGUAGAGCGCAGGCCCGAAACUGGUGCCAGAGACUUCGGAAGCUUGAUGGCAUUUGAUGGCCCUGGACCGGAGACGAUCAAUGGCCGACUGGCAAUGCUAGGUCUCGUCUGGGCAUUCGUCGCUGAGAAGUUGACGGGGGAGACAGUCGCACAGCUGCUGUACGCACCCGGGAACAACGGAUUGUUCUACUACUUUGCAAUGGUGCAGCUCUUCAUGUACGCGUCAUUGGUGACCAUGUUCAACGGCGAGAGUCCGGACAGCAGAGCGAUUGGACCUUUCACAGCCAAAGCCGAGCGGUGGAAUGGCCGGCUCGCCAUGAUGGGCUUCCUAAGCCUGGUUGUCACCGAGGCCUUUAUCAACACCCCGGUCUUCAACCUCCACAUGUAAAUUUACUGUGUACAUAGUAGUACCUUGUUUGAAGAGACCAAAUUGAUUAUCUUUUU
This is a messenger RNA of Selaginella moellendorffii, 1130 nucleotides long. Its product is annotated as early light-induced protein 1, chloroplastic. The record is from RefSeq and is a predicted model, not a curated record. Bases 379 to 1074 code for a protein of 231 amino acids. NCBI's taxonomy places the organism in Eukaryota, Viridiplantae, Streptophyta, Lycopodiopsida, Selaginellales, Selaginellaceae. The transcript is spliced from 2 exons.